Vitis riparia (riverbank grape) is the source of this 2564-nucleotide messenger RNA. RefSeq names its product probable methyltransferase PMT3. Gene Ontology annotation, cellular component: endosome; cytoplasm; trans-Golgi network. The record is from RefSeq and is a predicted model, not a curated record. Gene Ontology annotation, molecular function: methyltransferase activity. NCBI's taxonomy places the organism in Eukaryota, Viridiplantae, Streptophyta, Magnoliopsida, Vitales, Vitaceae. Bases 385 to 2223 code for a protein of 612 amino acids. The transcript has 10 exons.
CUCUCUCUCUCUCUCUCUCUCUCUAGAAAUAGAAGAAUAAUAAUAACCAACAGCGUAGAGAUCUAAUCUCCCUGUCUUUCUAGCUCUUUUCGUUCCUACACAGCACUUCCAGUUUUCUCCCUGCAAAUCUAGAGUGUUCUCACCUACAAUCACUCCUUGUCUUUGAUUCUUUGAUUUUGAUUCCGUCUCCAGCCUGCUGCAGAUCUCUAUGGUAUGCUUUGUUGUUGGUUUGCUUGGGCCUGGUGAUCCGUUUGGUUUUCGGGAAGCUGAAGGAAAAAAGGGGUCUGGUUCUGAUACAUCUGAAGGUUAUGGGACCCUCAUUCUAAUCUCCGUUUAUUGACUUGAAAGUGGGAAGUUUUAUUUGAGAAGUUUUUAAACCGAACAAUGAGGGGAAGAGCGGAUGGAUCACAAAGGAGACGCUUGCUUCCAUCUUUGUGCGUGGUGGCAAUUUUUCUUGUGUUCCUAUAUGUGUAUCAUGGAUCCAUUUUUGGCUCGCAAAAGGCCUUAGAGUAUGGCAGCAGAUCUUUGAGAAAACUUGGUCUAACUGGGGAUGACGAUGCUGAUCUUGGCAGCAAGCUAGAUGAAUCUUCAAGCAAGUUUGGCCAGGAAGAUGGUGAAGAUGAUGUCAUACCAAAGAGCUUUCCAGUUUGUGAUGAUCGGCAUUCUGAAUUAAUUCCCUGCCUAGAUAGGAAUCUUAUAUACCAAAUGAGAUUGAAGUUGGAUCUUUCUUUGAUGGAGCACUAUGAAAGACAUUGCCCUCUUCCUGAGAGGCGGUACAAUUGCUUGAUUCCUCCACCAGCAGGGUACAAGAUCCCAAUCAAGUGGCCAAAAAGCAGAGAUGAAGUAUGGAAAGCAAACAUACCUCAUACUCACCUUGCACAUGAGAAAUCUGACCAGAAUUGGAUGGUUGUAAAAGGUGAAAAGAUAGUAUUUCCUGGGGGAGGCACACAUUUUCAUUAUGGAGCUGAUAAAUAUAUUGCUUCACUUGCAAAUAUGCUCAACUUUUCAAACAAUAAUCUAAACAACGGGGGAAGGAUACGAACUGUUUUUGAUGUUGGCUGUGGUGUCGCAAGUUUUGGAGCCUAUCUUCUUUCUUCGGAUAUCAUAACAAUGUCCUUAGCACCCAAUGAUGUGCAUCAGAACCAGAUCCAAUUUGCCCUGGAGAGAGGAAUUCCUGCAUAUCUUGGUGUUUUAGGGACAAAGAGGCUCCCAUACCCUAGCAGAUCUUUUGAACUUGCCCAUUGUUCUCGUUGUAGGAUUGAUUGGCUUCAAAGGGAUGGGAUCCUUCUUCUUGAGUUAGAUAGGUUGCUCAGGCCAGGAGGCUAUUUUGCCUACUCAUCUCCUGAAGCAUAUGCACAGGAUGAAGAGGAUCUCAGAAUAUGGAGAGAAAUGAGUGCCCUUGUGGAACGCAUGUGUUGGAGAAUAGCUUCAAAAAGGAAUCAAACUGUCAUUUGGCAGAAACCUCUGACUAAUGAUUGUUAUAUGGAGCGAGCACCUGGUACUCAGCCUCCCCUCUGCCGAUCUGAUGAUGAUCCAGAUGCAGUAUGGGGUGUGCCGAUGGAAGCCUGUAUCACUCCUUACAGUGAUCAUGACCAUAAAUCCAGGGGUAGUGAAUUGGCUCCUUGGCCAGCUAGGGCGACCGCUCCACCUCCACGUCUAGCUGAUUUUGGCUAUUCAAAAGACAUAUUUGAGAAGGACACGGAAGUUUGGAUGCAGAGGGUUGAGAGUUACUGGAAUCUCUUGAGUCCAAAGAUUACAUCAGACACGCUGAGGAACUUGAUGGAUAUGAAAGCAAACUUGGGGUCAUUUGCAGCUGCUCUAAAGGGCAAGGAUGUUUGGGUGAUGAAUGUUGUCCCUGAAGAUGGACCUAACACACUUAAACUGAUCUAUGACAGAGGUCUAAUAGGCACUAUCCAUAACUGGUGUGAAGCUUUCUCGACUUAUCCUCGGACUUAUGAUUUACUCCACGCUUGGACUGUUUUCUCUGACAUUGAAAAGAAAGGCUGUAGUGCUGAGGAUCUGCUGAUUGAGAUGGAUCGCAUUCUUAGACCAACAGGUUUUGUCAUCAUCCGGGACAAGCCAUCAGUGAUAGAGUUUGUAAAGAAAUACUUAACAGCAUUGCACUGGGAAGCAGUUUCAAAUGAGCGAGAUGGGGAUGAGCUUGUGUUUCUUAUCCAAAAGAAGAUAUGGCUGACAAGUGAGAGCCUCAGGGAUACAGAGUAAUGCAAGGCAACUUUUUCAUACCAUGGUUCUCUUUACAUUCUCUCCUGCUCUCAUGGAUCAAGAAGCAUGUUGCAGGAAGAGACCAAGUAAUCCGGUUCAUUUUGUAGCAUUAAAAUGAUAUUUUACAUUAUUUUUUAUUUCCUUUUCCUAUAAUUCGGUUGAUAAGCACUGGCUAAUGACUACCAGCAUUUAUAGGCUAUUCAUCAUUUUUGUCUGUUUUCCAUUUUGGGGCCGACUGAGCUACUUCAGCUAAUGACUAAUUACCAGGACAAGAAAGUAUGCCGCUGAAGUACAUAUCUGGCAUUUACAUUUAUUCAUAAAUGAAUCUCCUGCUUUAAUCA